AUGGAACCACUGUUUUGCAGUAAAGGCGGCGACGUAGAGUUGUGGUCGGAGAUUAUAAUGGGUUCUUCUAAUGAUAGGAUUUUCAAGAAGAAUUUGAUGGGGAGAGGACAAGAUAUUGGAGGUGCUAAGAUUACCAAUUUGGCAUUCGGGGGAAGUAGAAUGUUCUUGACAAGAAAAGAUUUGCAAUGUGUUGAGGUAGAAACAAUUCUCCAACUUGUAGGAUUUGCUGCAAUUAUUCAAUUUAAAACAAGGAAACAAGACUGA
Lathyrus sativus (Indian pea) is the source of this 264-nucleotide messenger RNA. Lineage: Eukaryota; Viridiplantae; Streptophyta; Magnoliopsida; Fabales; Fabaceae. The record is from the annotation of a GenBank genome assembly.